AUGCUUAACCGGGUACCAGAUCGACAGCAGCUUAAGUUCAAAGAUGACAAAAAAAUGACACGAGGAGAAAUUGAACAAAGGGUAUCAAACGACGUAGUUUUGGUAAAAUGGAAGGACAGCAAGGCGGUAUUGAAAGCAUCAAAUUGUACUGGGGGCACGGCAACCGACAUAGUAAAGCGGUACAAUAAAACAGAAAAAUGCUACGUCGAUGUUGGUGCUCCAAAAAUUGUAACAUCCUACAACUCUUUCAUGGGCGGGGUGGAUGUUUUGGACCAAUCUAUGGAAUAUUACCGUACAUUCAUGAAGACCCGUAAAUGGACUCUCAAGGUCAUACUACACUUUAUAGACCUAGCAAUGGUAAAUUCGUGGCGGCUUUACAGAUCUGACUCAUUGGCUAAAGGCAUUCCUAAAAAUCGAAUAUUAGAUCUCCUUUCAUUCAGAUUUGAAGUUGCUGAGACACACAUCUGCACUCCUGACAGAGAUCGGCGCGAUUCAUCCCCAUUACUUGAAACGCAGGCACAAACUUCGGGCAGAUACAAACCCGCUAAUCAUCCGUCUGUGGGAAAGAGGUUUGAUGGUUACGAACAUUUUCCUAUUUUUGACGACUUGAAGGCUCCUCGCAAAUGUCGCUUAGAGAUUUGUUCAUCUCGCUCUAAAAUUAGGUGCCGUAAAUGUGAUAUUUACUUAUGCUUGAGUCGUGAUAAAGACUGCUUUUUUUUAUAUCACCAAAGAAACUAG
This is a messenger RNA of Parnassius mnemosyne (clouded apollo), 738 nucleotides long. NCBI's taxonomy places the organism in Eukaryota, Metazoa, Arthropoda, Insecta, Lepidoptera, Papilionidae. The record is from the annotation of a GenBank genome assembly.